Messenger RNA from Aphanomyces astaci, 1554 nucleotides. RefSeq lists its product as hypothetical. The record is from RefSeq and is a predicted model, not a curated record. The coding region runs from base 1 to 1554 and encodes 517 amino acids. NCBI's taxonomy places the organism in Eukaryota, Oomycota, Saprolegniomycetes, Saprolegniales, Verrucalvaceae. The transcript has 4 exons.
AUGCCGAAGCAGGGACCGGUCGACAUUAUCGACGUCCAUCACAUGGGCGGCGGAAACAACAGCGUUGGAGGGGACGAUGAGCUGCGUAUGGCGGCGCGCGCUGGCCUGAUCUUGCUCGAGAAGAACGCGGCGUUGGAAGUGAACGUAGAACUCCUAUCCACCGAACUACGUCGGUACGAAGUGCAACACCGCGAACUGCAGAUGGAGGUGCAAUCCCUGCGCGAUCAACACAAGGCGGCGGUGCUGGAAGUCCAAGCGGCGCACAAGGAGGUCAAGGUGCUGCAGUCCUCGCAUCGCAAGGAACGUGCGGCGUGGCACAGUUCGGAAGAGGCGUCGCAGCAGCAGCUCCGAUCCCUCGCGUCCGAGUUGCGUGCGCAGCAACAACUGCAUCAAAACUCAUCGUCCACGACCCCACUACCACACGAGUCCCAAAACAACGCCGACUUCGCCAAGCCCUCGUCGUCAGAUGACGAUCCCUUGUCCGAAGACCCUCGUGUGACCCUUCUGCAGACCGAAAACGACCUCCUCCAGACGCAUCUGAGCCAGGUGCUGCUCGAGCUAAGCCAGCUCCAAGUGACGUGGUCUCAGUCGAGUUAUGCCAGCAACCAGCGCAUCCAGGCCCUUGAGCACGAUCUCCACAAGUUGACGCGGGAAAAUAAACUGCUGAAAGACGAGCAAGCAGAGGAGCGAGAGCUCAUCGAUAGCCUCCGGACUAUAUGCCACACGUACAAGAAAAUCGCCGACGCACGCCCGUUUGCCGCAUCUACGUGCUUGGACGAGAACAACCAAGAGUGCCAUGACACAGAUCAAGGCGAAAGCCUGGGCUCGAGCAGCUCGGAGGCGACGGACGCGGUCGAGUCGUCCAUGCAUGAAGACGUGAUGCACAUGAACACGGCGUUGGAACGUCGGGUACGGGAGCUGGAAGCGCUAGUGGCCACGUCGACGUCCACCGUGUCGGAGGAGCAUGCGGUGUACAUGGAGGAACAGCUGAUGGGGACGAGGGAAGCGUUGAAGCACACGAAACAGCAGUGGGUUGCGGCCGUCGCGGCGAAGAAGGAAGCACUAGCCUGCACCGCUGCGGCGCACGAAGAGUUGGCGCGAAUGCAGGAAGUGUUCGAGAGCAUGCAAAAAGGGGCGACGAAGCAGCACGACGAGGACGAGCACGUUGACUGGAUGGAUGAUACCGUUGUGCACCCGGCGCCUCCAGGCGACCUCGAUUCCCCUCUGAUCGGGUGCUUGCUGCAGCACUGGACGAGCGACACGGAGCGGUGGGCCGUGUUGCUCCGGUGGCUGCAAAGCGCGAUCCACGGUCGCCCCACUCACGGAAGCGUGCGUCUGGAUCGGUUAUCGAGUGAAGUUAGUGCUGGCUUUGUCCAGCUGUUGGUGCCGGUGCUGCGAGAGGAGCAUGGGGUGCAUGUGAAGGUGCGGCGACGCACGUCGUCCCACGUACUUACUGACCUGGUGCUUUCCGUGGAAGCGAAUCAACCCAUAGAGGGAGGCCUUCCUGGCGAGGUGGGGUCAUGUUCGUCGAGCGUGUUGCAUCUGGUGUCGUAA